This is a messenger RNA of Austrofundulus limnaeus, 4219 nucleotides long. It is a transcript of the gene pias4a, whose product is annotated as protein inhibitor of activated STAT, 4a. Gene Ontology annotation, molecular function: transcription coregulator activity; SUMO ligase activity; zinc ion binding. The transcript has 11 exons. Gene Ontology annotation, cellular component: chromatin. Lineage: Eukaryota; Metazoa; Chordata; Actinopteri; Cyprinodontiformes; Rivulidae. The record is from RefSeq and is a predicted model, not a curated record. The coding region runs from base 12 to 1538 and encodes 508 amino acids. Gene Ontology annotation, biological process: protein sumoylation; regulation of transcription by RNA polymerase II.
GGUACCGCUGCAUGAAGAUGGCGGCCGAACUAGUGGAAGCGAUGAACAUGGUCAAAAGUUUCCGGGUCUCAGACCUACAGACGUUGCUGGCCUCAAUGGGUCGCAGCAAAAGUGGGCUGAAGCAGGACCUGGUGGGGCGAGCUUUGAGGCUAGUGCAGACAGAAUACAGCCCAGAACUGCUGAAGAACGUCAGGCAGCUGUAUGAGUCACGAUUCCCUAAAACAACGAACUGGCUGCCAGCACGGCGUCCAGAUGGAGUCCCAGUUUCCUACCAGUCCCUCAGCAGCUCCACCACCCCCUCACAGGGCACAGACUACCUCAACGGGAUUUCCAAACCACUGCUUGCGCCUCGAGCGGAGGUCAAGCUGGCGCCUCUGCCCUUCUACCAAACCUUAGAGACGCUGCUGCCACCAACAGAUCUUCUCGCCCAUAACAAUGAGAAACUACAAGACAGUCAGUGCAUCUUUGAAUUAACACCAAACCAAGCAGAUCAGCUCAGAAAUGCAAGUGAGAUUCGUCCAGGAAUGAGGUCAAUCCAAGUGGUUCUCAGAAUCUGUUACUCGGACUCGGUUGGCAUUCAGGAGGACCAGUACCCUCCCAACAUUGCUGUCAAAGUCAACCAGUCCUACUGUCAUGUACCGGGAUAUUACCCUUCCAAUAAGCCAGGAGUUGAACCGCGUCGUCCCUGUCGCCCCAUAAACAUCACUCCUUGGUUGCACCUCUCCAGUGUUCCCAACAGAGUCACCAUCACCUGGGGGAACUUCGGCAAGCGUUACUCUGUUGCAGUGUAUCUAGUGAGGGUUUUCACUGCUUCGGACCUCUUCAACCAGUUAAAGCUCUGCUCUGUUGAGAAUCCAGAACGCUGUCGUGAACGCAUUCAAGAUAAACUUCGGUUUGAUCCAGAGAGUGAAAUAGCGACCACAGGCCUCAGAGUCUCUUUAAUCUGUCCACUGGUGAAGAUGCGACUUGGUGUGCCGUGCAGAGUCCUAACCUGCGCCCAUCUUCAGUGUUUCGAUGCCGUUUUCUUCCUGCAGAUGAAUGAGAAGAAGCCCACGUGGACUUGCCCUGUCUGCGACAAGCCUGCUCCAUUUGAGCUGCUCACCAUCGAUGGGUUAUUAUCUGAGAUCCUGAAAGAGACGAGCGAGGACAUUGAGGAGAUCGAGUACCUAACAGACGGCUCCUGGCAGCCCAUCAGUGACGACAAGGAGAGGGAGAGGGAAAGAGAGCGCAGCAACACGCCAGAGUACUCUGUUGUUGAUAUAUGCAUUCCUGAAGCCAACGGACACUCACCGGCUCACAGCAGCACCAGUCAGACGGGCCGAUCCGGAAGCAGCUCGCUGGGGGYGGCUGCAGUGGCGGGAGGACCCACGGCGGCGCCGGGAGGAGGUGCAGUGGUAGACCUGACUCUGGACUCCUCCUCUGAAGAGGAGGGGGGAGGGGCUGGCGGGGACAGCGAGGACACGGAGGACAGCACGGACAGUCCCGCCCCUAAGAGAGGUCGAUACAACUUCGACAAGGACCUGGUCACUGCGUACUGACCCUGCAGUUCUGCCCCCUCACAAACUGCCACGCAGAGCUGCAGGGGGCUAGAAUAAAAAAAAACGUCGAGGACAGGAACACAGUAAUCCACUAGAUGCAACUCCCCUCCUCAACCCUCAGAUAUCAGAGCCUUUUUUAGCAGCUCUAGUUUCAAACCAGACACAACACACACUCUGUCAAUGACUCUUCAGUUUAGAGUGACGAGGAUUUUCUGUUUGUUUGUUUUGCACUGCACAUCUCUGGAAGCAGCUCUUUUUUGGCCCGUUGGCACCCUGCAGUGAGACUGACUGGACCCAGCACCCCACCACCAUUCUUACUCUUCUCUUUCCAGACUACUCCCUCUCGCUGUAUUUCUUACACAGUACAGGCUCUUUUAGCCACAAGCGCUCAGUGUUUGCAUCCGAUGUUUGUCACAUUGAAGAUGAACCGGACCGCAGAGGAUCCUCAGUAACGUUUGGAUGAAGGUGAAAAACUCAGAAGAUGUAACUUGGAGGAACCUGGCAGAAAUAUGUCAAGUGGGGUAGAAAUUUAAAGUCUUUUUGAUUUUAUUUAGUCCUUGGAUAAAGAGAAGCUACCUCAGUCAGAACAAAAAUAAAUAAAUAAAUAAACAAACAAAUAAAAAGUUAGACUGGCCUGGGAAUAGCUUUGAAAGAUAGGGAGGGGCAGUUAAAUUGAGUCUUUCAAGUUCCUGUUUAACACUGGAGAUUCUUUUCUUUAUUUUAUUUUUUUUAAUCGUAGGUUUUAGUUACCUUCUCGUCACGCAGCUGUUUGGCCUCUGCAGCGACCUAAAAUCAGUGACCAUUGCUGUGUGGGUUAUCUGGUUAACAGUUACUGGAAAAAAAAAAGAUUUGUUAGAGGAAGUGUUAACUUUACUGCAAAUCUCAAACAUUUCUUAGGAAUGACACUUUUAAAUUCCAAAUUAACAUAAACCAAAUCACUGUAAGGAUUUUAUGCCAAAGCAGAAAUGUGUGGGAGUCACUGGCAGGUAAUGUUCUUGCGGUUUUGAUGCCUUUUUUUUCUAGACUCACCUGGACUGCUGGCCGGUUUAUACUCUACACUUCUAGAUUUCUGAGUCAGAAGAGUGAACUAAGCAGGAUGUAGAAGUACUGGUAUCUUUUAUAACAUCUGCAUCCGUUCUUUUUGGUAAAUUUCUUAACAUUUGGCUGCUGCUCGAGCUGGUUCUUUCCUCAAAUCGGGCACCUCCAACUGCUGGGAUUUGGKUGUUGGCCUACAAUCGAUCCAGGCUCGUGGCUCUGCUGUUAAUGAACAGUCUUUUUUUUCCUCUCUCCUCUCCCACUGAGUUCAACCUGGGUCACAGCUGGGAGUUCUGCUGCUGCACAAAACAUAACAUUUAAACUCGGUUAGAUUACAAAUGGUCCUGCUUGGCAUGAACAGCGUCACCCUUCAGACUCCUUACAGCGCGGGGAGGCUCGUAUUUAUUUUCUUUAGCAGAGUUAAGAAUUUGUUUGCUACAUUCUGGAGGGCGGACGCUCCGAGUCCUCUGAAUCCAGCAUCAUUAGUAGAAAUCUGUGACKGCUGCUCUUCUAAUGAGACUCAGGCUGGAUGCGCAGGUUCCAGAUGUGUUUCACGGUGCGCUUUUUGUUUUCUUUAGAGAUGCGCUUACUUUAAGUACUUUGAAACGGUUAUUUAUUUUUUUUUAGUUCCUUGUGCAGCAAGUAAUGACUGAAUCCUUGGGCAUGGUUGUGGAAAAGAACCCAUAACCAGAGGUCCUGGUCCAGUGGGGCAGAUGACUCCUAAGUUCUGCAGGGUGUGGUGCUUGUCAUCAUCAUGCAGGUUUUCKUUCCCCUCGUUGAAAUUUAAACACAUUUAUUUGUGGCCUCACUGUUAACGACGGGGGGAAAAUAGUAACUCAGAUCUAGUCUUCCUUUUUUUUGAUGGCUUAGAAAAUUAGAAUUAAGAGGAAAACUUUUAGAUAAUCCAAACAAGCUGGUGGCUCUUUGCAAAACUGAUAUUUGUUCCUAAGAAUCUAUAUUCUACAUAAAGCGCUUUGAUGCAAAUUUAACAGAAAAAAAAAAGAACUCGGAUACCUACCUUUUAAUAAGGCAGUUUUUUUGUUUGUUUUGGUUUUUUUUUUGUUUUGUUUUGUUUUUAGCAAGUAAGUAUACAUUUGAAGAGGGCAUUUUUCCUUUGCUAGAUUUAGGUCAUUAUUUGAGUGGAUCUCCUGCACUUCUAAUGGCCUUGUGGGUAAAGAGGAGGUGGUGUGGGUUGCUACUGUAGAACUGAGCCAGACAGGAGGCUGAAGAGAGCUGAGGGUCUUUUUUUUUUUUUUUUUUGUAGUGACAUUUUCUUAUAAUGCAUAAAGUAGCAUGGACAGAGGCUUUCAGUCCAUGGUGUACAUGUUUUGUUUAUUUUUUAUGUUCUUAAGACAAUAAAAUUUAAAUAAUAUUUUAUUAAGCCUUGAAUUGCCUCCAGUUGUUCUUCUAGGCAGACAGACAAAAAGAAGCCAAGMGCAGCAUCACUGGACUCUGAUGCCACUGAGAACUGGGAGGAACUGGUUCAGGGGUGGACUGUUAUGUCCUGUACCAAAGGAGAGGACGUAACUACUGAGAUCUGAGGGGGGGGACGUUUGAUGCCUGUUAAGGAUGAAUAUGUACAAUUUGAAAUGAUCGUAUUCUAACAGCUGUUAUUGAUGUGUUGAAAUAAAAUGAGUUCUUUAAAA